Impatiens glandulifera is the source of this 4266-nucleotide messenger RNA. Its product is annotated as putative phospholipid-transporting ATPase 9. NCBI's taxonomy places the organism in Eukaryota, Viridiplantae, Streptophyta, Magnoliopsida, Ericales, Balsaminaceae. Gene Ontology annotation, molecular function: ATP hydrolysis activity; magnesium ion binding; ATPase-coupled intramembrane lipid carrier activity. Gene Ontology annotation, cellular component: plasma membrane. Gene Ontology annotation, biological process: phospholipid translocation. The transcript has 11 exons. The record is from RefSeq and is a predicted model, not a curated record. Bases 461 to 4051 code for a protein of 1196 amino acids.
GGGUAGAGGAAUGACUGAGGGAGACAAUCAGAUGAAGAAAUCAGGAGUCAUCUUAAACCAGAACUCAGUCUAUACAAUUUCAUAUUCUACUGUUUCCAAGGAGCCAACAACAUUUCCCUUUUCUGAAGUACAGUUAGAGGAGUGUGGAGAAUUAGAUUUCAGGGUCAAACCAAUCGGCACGAUUUUUAUAUGUGCGUUCGUUGCUUUAUUUCUAUCUACAAGUCAAAGGUCAAAACCCCAGAAUCGUUGUCCCUUAUUAUCUAAUUCUUUCAAGCACAAGCUUAUAAUAAAUGAGCCAUUUAUCUUUCCUCUCUUCUCACUGAUCAUAUAGCUCAAAAUACAAGUAAACAUGAUGAAGCUUUGUUUUGAUUGUUUCAUUGAAUGUUCUAUACGGUUGUUUCAAUUCUUCCUUUAACCAACUGUUUCAGUGUUGGGAGGGUCUUUUUUUUGUGUGUGUGAAAUGGGUGGGGAAAAAAGGAAAAAGAAGAGCUUCAGUAAAAUCCAUGCUUUCUCAACUAGUAGUAGGCUACCAUUGUUGUUUAAUGGGGAGCUUUUACAGAUAGGAGGGCCUGGGUUUUCAAGGUUGGUUUUUUGCAAUGACCCUGAUUGUCAUGAAGCUACUUCUCUUAACUAUGGCCCUAACUAUAUCAGAACUACCAAAUACACUGCUGCUACAUUUUUUCCAAAGUCUCUCUUUGAGCAAUUCAGGAGAGUUGCAAAUUUGUAUUUUCUGGUCUGUGCCUUUCUAUCUUUUACACCACUCUCUCCUUAUUCUGCUGUUAGCACCACUUGUCCUUUCAUCCUUGUGGUUGGAAUCACAAUGGGGAAAGAACUCAUCGAGGAUUGGAGGCGAAAAAGGCAGGAUAUUGAAGUGAAUAAUCGAAGAGUAAAAGUACAUGUUGGUGAGGGAAUUUUUGAUUAUAAAAAGUGGAAAGAUCUAAGGGUUGGCGACAUAGUCAAGGUCGAAAAGGAUGAAUAUUUUCCCGCUGAUCUAAUUUUACUUUCAUCUAGUUAUGAUGAAGCUAUUUGUUACGUUGAGACCACAAACCUUGACGGGGAAACCAAUUUGAAGUUGAAACAAGCACUAGAGGUAACUUCAAACCACAAUGAGGACUCCAUGUUCCAAAAUUUCAAAGCAAUUAUUAGAUGUGAAGAUCCAAAUGCAAGUUUAUAUUCAUUUGUUGGAAGUUUGGAGCUUCAAGGGCAGCAGUAUCCUCUCGCUCCUCAGCUACUCCUUCUAAGAGAUUCAAAGCUAAAGAACACAGACUAUAUCUAUGGAGGAGUUGUCUUCACUGGUCAUGACACCAAGGUAAUCCAAAACUCUACCGAACCUCCAUCAAAGAGAAGCAGAGUUGAGAUGAGAACAGAUAAAAUUGUUUACCUACUGUUUACUGUUUUAGUUUUAAUGUCCAUUAUUGGGUCAAUUUUUUUCGGGAUUUCAACUAGCAAGGAUAUUGAAGAAGAUGGGUCAAUGACAAGGUGGUAUCUUCGACCAGAUGAGACUACUUUGUACUAUAACCCAAAGCAGGCAACCAUUGCAGCAAUUCUGCAGUUUUUGACUGAACUCAUGUUGUAUAGUUAUUUAAUUCCAAUUUCAUUGUAUGUUUCAAUUGAAAUCGUUAAAGUCCUUCAAAGUGUUUUCAUAAAUCGCGAUGUGCAAAUGUACUAUGAAGAAGGUGACAAGUCAGCACGAGCACGCACAUCAAAUUUGAAUGAGGAGCUUGGGCAAGUUGAAACAAUACUUUCUGAUAAGACUGGAACUUUGACUUGCAAUUCAAUGGAGUUUAUAAAGUGUUCUGUGGCUGGGACUGCUUACGGUCAUGGGAUUACAGAAGUAGAGAGGGCUCUUGUCUGGGCAAAAGAGUUGAGAAAUGGAGGAGCAGAAGGAGAGACUUACAAGAAACCAUCUGUUAAAGGAUUUAAUUUCACAGAUGACAGGAUUAUGAAUGGUAAAUGGAUUAAUGAGCCUCAACCGGAUGUCAUACAGAAAUUCUUCCAGCUAUUAUCAAUCUGUCAUACUGCAAUACCCGAAGUGGAUGAAGAAACAGGUAUAGUUUCAUAUGAAGCUGAAUCACCAGACGAGGCUGCUUUUGUUGUUGCAGCCAGAGAGCUUGGCUUUGAGUUCUAUGAGAGAUCACAAACAAGUAUCUCUGUAAGAGAAUUCGAUCCCAUCAGGCGGCUGAAAAUAAACAGGUUGUACAAACUUUUGCAUGUAUUAGAAUUCAGUAGCUCAAGAAAGAGGAUGUCUGUGAUUGUAAGAGAUGAGGAGGAUGGGAAAUUGCUGUUAUUUUGUAAAGGUGCUGACAGCGUGAUGUUUGAAAGACUGGCAAAGGAUGCUAUGGAAUUUGAGGAUCAAACAAGGGAUCAUAUUAAUGAAUACGCAGAUGCUGGCUUAAGGACAUUGGUUCUUGCAUAUCGUGAACUUGAUCAAAAUGAAUUUAACUUGUUUGAUGAAGCGUAUAGCAAAGCCAAGACCUUUGUCAGUGCUGAAAGGGAAGAAGUUAUUGAAGCAGUUGCAGAAGAAAUUGAAAAAGAUCUGAUUCUUCUAGGUGCUACAGCAGUGGAAGACAAGUUACAGCAUGGGGUUCCUGAAUGUAUCGAUAAGCUUUCACAAGCUGGAAUUAAGAUUUGGGUUUUGACAGGUGAUAAAAUGGAAACUGCGAUCAAUAUUGGUUUUGCUUGUAGUUUACUCAGACAAGGCAUGAAACAAAUAGUGAUAAACUCAGAAGCUCCUCAGUUUAAGGCAUUGGAGAAGAAUAGGGAUGAUUCUAAGGUGAAUGAGGCAGCAAAAGCAAGUGUUAUACAUCAAAUAGAGGAGGGGAAGGAGCUGCUGAUUGAAUCCUAUAAUAGUCUAGAACCAUUAGCUUUGAUCAUUGAUGGGAAAUCACUAACAUAUGCUUUAGAAGAUGAUGUGAAGGACAAGUUUCUAGAACUCGCAAUCAAAUGUGCGUCUGUUAUCUGUUGCCGAUCAUCCCCUAAGCAGAAAGCACUUGUUGCAAAACUAGUAAAAGUAAAAACGGGAAAGACAACAUUGGCAGUUGGUGAUGGUGCUAACGACGUGGGAAUGCUACAAGAGGCCGAUAUUGGUGUUGGUAUUAGUGGUUUUGAAGGAAUGCAGGCAGUUAUGUCGAGCGAUAUAGCAAUAGGACAGUUCUGUUUCCUUGAGCGUUUACUUCUUGUGCAUGGACACUGGUGCUAUAGAAGGAUCUCAUUAAUGAUAUGCUACUUCUUUUAUAAGAACAUUGCCUUCGGUGUGACUCUUUUCUACUUUCAAGCAUAUGCAUCGUUCGCAGGCCAAACUGCAUAUAAUGAUUGGUCCAUGUCCUUCUAUAACGUGUUGUUCACAUCACUGCCUGUGAUUGCCCUCGGAGUGUUUGAUCAGGAUGUAUCUUCCAAGUUAUGCCUAAGGUUCCCUGCACUAUACCAAGAGGGGGUAAAAAAUUCGCUUUUUACAUGGUGGCGUAUCGUGGGAUGGACUCUGAAUGGUGCGGUUAGUGCUACAUUCAUUUUCUUCGUUUGCAUCUUAGCGAUGGAGCAUCAGGCUUUCCGUAAAGGAGGAGAAGUUGUCGGGCUAGAAAUCCUCGGAACAACCAUGUACACUUGCGUGGUCCUUGUGGUCAAUUGUCAAAUGGCUCUUUCCAUAAAUUACUUCACUUAUAUUCAACAUCUAUUCAUUUGGGGAAGCAUUGCUAUAUGGUAUGUGUUCCUCUUGGCAUAUGGAUCCAUGGAUCCCAGCAUAUCGACUUCGGCCUUCAUGGUAUUCACUGAAGCAUGUGCUCCAUCUGUGUCGUUUUGGCUUGUGACCCCUUUCGUGUUGGUCUUGAGUCUUCUUCCUUAUUUUAUUUACUCGGCUAUUCAGAUGCAGUUUAGACCUAUGUACCAUCAGAUGAUUGAAUUGAUAAGAUAUGAAGGGAAAUCUGAUGAUCUUGAGUAUUGCCAUAUGGUACGGCAAAAAUCAAUGUCACUCACUACGGUUGGAUGUACUGCACGGUUUGAAGCCUCAUCUAGCUCAAGUAGCUUGAGUGAUACAAAACCAGAAGAGAUGACUUGAAACAAGACUGGGAGAUAUGAUAAGGUGUUUAGAUUCCUAUCGCUUUUGAAAGCUAGAUCUGCUUGUUUUUACAAUAGAGAUGGAACCCUAUAUCACAUGACAUGCAAUAAGUCAGAGCUUAAAAAGAAUAUAAACUGUAAUGUAGAGCAAGUUUGUCAUUUGUAUUGAGUGGAACUAUCAUGACAAUUUUCGAAACCUUAGGAAGAAUUUUUUUU